UAUUGUUACAGCCUCGCGACAUUAACUGGCAAACAUGAUACGUUUUCCGAACAGAUAGUGUAAGGAAAGACAUUCCUAUAAGUUAUUUUUAUGGGAUAAUCCGGUAAACGAGCAGACGGAUCACCUGAUGGUAAGCAAUCGGCGUCGCCCAUGGACACCUGGACUCAAUGACGUUACAAGUGCGUUACCGGCCUUUUAGGGAUAAGGAAUUUUUGGGUUUUGAAAUACAGCUGGUAGAUUAUGCGAUAGUGUAGAAUCUACACUGGUCCGGUCUUCUCACUUCGUCCGAAACACUAUAAAAGCGUUGUUUCACGUCGAUUUUCUGUGAGGCCGUGGUACCACUCCG
Spodoptera littoralis (African cotton leafworm) is the source of this 346-nucleotide messenger RNA. The record is from the annotation of a GenBank genome assembly. Lineage: Eukaryota; Metazoa; Arthropoda; Insecta; Lepidoptera; Noctuidae.